Molecule: messenger RNA, 4943 nt
Organism: Suncus etruscus (white-toothed pygmy shrew)
Lineage: Eukaryota; Metazoa; Chordata; Mammalia; Eulipotyphla; Soricidae
Gene: ATP7A
Product: ATPase copper transporting alpha
Exons: 23
Coding region: 176-4663 (1495 amino acids)
Biological process (GO): monoatomic cation transport
Cellular component (GO): membrane
Molecular function (GO): ATPase-coupled monoatomic cation transmembrane transporter activity; copper ion binding; ATP hydrolysis activity
Source: RefSeq, a predicted model, not a curated record
CACCCUCCCUCUUCGCCGCCACCAUCGCUACCGUCACACUCUGUGGCGGUGACUUCUGCUGUGUCAUAUUGGAGCCUGCGCUCGCGGAGACACCGCCACGGGCUGAGCUCCGGGAGAUUUCAUCUCGGGGACAAAAGAUCCUGGAAUGUAAAGAAGAAAUAAAAAGGGAUUCAAGAUGGGUGUGAAUUCUGUCACCAUAUCCGUUGAAGGGAUGACAUGCAGUUCCUGUGUUUGGACCAUUGAGCAGCACAUUGGAAAGUUGAAUGGUGUGCAUUAUAUUAAAGUUUCAUUGGAAGAAAAAAAUGCGACUAUUAUAUAUGACCCUAAUCUACAGACACCAAAAACUCUAAAGGAAGCUAUUGAUGACAUGGGCUUUGAUGCAUUUCUCCACAAUCCUAAUUCUAUCCCUGUUUUAACGAAAGCUGUGUGUCUGACUGUUACUGCACCACUCACUCCACCAUGGGACCAUAUCCAAAGCGUAUUGCUUAAGACCAAGGGGGUGACAGACAUUCAAAUUUCUCCUCUACAAAAAACUGCAGUGGUGACAAUAAUCCCUUCUAUAGUAAAUGCCAAUCAGAUAAUAGAGCUAGUUCCAGGUCUCAGUUUAGAUGUUGGAACUUCGGAGAAGACAGCAAAUAGUGAAGACUACACUAUGGAUCAAGCAGAUGAAGUCAUGCUGAAGAUGAAAGUAGAAGGAAUGACCUGUCAUUCAUGUACUAGCACAAUUGAAGGAAAAAUUGGGAAGCUGCAAGGUAUUCAGCGAAUUAAAGUCUCCUUGGACAAUCAGGAAGCUACUAUUGUUUAUCAACCUCAUCUCAUCACAGUAGAGGAAAUAAAAAAGCAGAUUGAAGCUGUGGGCUUUCCAGCAUUUGUCAAAAAACAACCCAAAUACCUUAAACUAGGACUCAUUGAUAUAGAACGCCUAAAGAACACACCAAUCAAAUCUGCAGAAGGAUCACAGCAAAAAAGUCCACCAUGUAUCAGUGAUUCAGAAGUCAUUUUUAUCAUUGAUGGCAUGCAUUGUAACUCAUGUGUUUCAAAUAUUGAAAGUGUUUUAUCUACACUCCAAUAUGUAAGCAGUAUAGUUGUUUCCUUAGAGAAGAGAACUGCCAUAAUCAAGUACAAAGCAAACUCAACCACUCCAGAAGCUCUGAGAAGAGCAAUAGAGGCUGUAUCACCAGGGAAAUACAUAGUUAAUUUUGCAAAUGAAGUUGAGAGUAUUUCAAACUUUUCCUCCACCUCAUCUCUACAAAAGAGUCCUUUGGACAUAGUUAGUCAACCUCUGACUCAAGAAACCAUGAUAAACAUUGAUGGCAUGACUUGUGAUUCUUGUGUGCAAUCUAUUGAGAGUGUCAUAUCCAAAAAGGCAGGUGUAAAAUCCAUACGUGUCUCCCUUGCAAAUAGCAAUGGGACAGUUGAAUAUGAUCCUCUACUAACUUCUCCAGAAACCUUGAGGAAAGAAGUAGAAGACAUGGGAUUUAAUGCCACCUUGUCAGAUAUGAAUGAACCAUUGGUGAUAAUAACUCAGCCUUCAUCAGAAAUGCCACUCUUGACCUCGACAAAUGAAUUUCAUACUAAAAUGAUGACACCAGUUCAUGAGAAAGAUGAUACAAAGACUUCAUCUAAAUGUUAUGUGCAGGUUUCUGGUAUGACUUGUGCUUCUUGUGUAGCAAAUAUUGAACGGAAUUUAAGGCAAGAAGAAGGAAUAUAUUCUGUUCUUGUGGCUCUCAUGGCUGGCAAAGCAGAAGUAAGAUAUAACCCUGCUGUUGUACAACCUCCAAUGAUAGCAGAAUUCAUUCGAGAGCUUGGAUUUGGAGCAACAGUGAUAGAAAAUGCUGACGAAGGGGAUGGUGUUUUGGAACUUGUUGUCAGAGGAAUGACAUGUGCUUCCUGUGUCCAUAAAAUAGAGUCUACCCUUACGAAACAGAGAGGAAUCUUCUACUGCUCUGUGGCUCUGGCAACCAACAAAGCACAUAUUAAAUAUGAUCCAGAAAUUAUUGGUCCCAGAGAUAUUAUCCAUACAAUUGAAAGCUUAGGUUUUGAAGCUGCUUUGGUCAAGAAGGAUCGAUCAGCAAGUCACCUAGACCAUAAACGAGAAAUACAACAGUGGAGACGUUCCUUUCUUGUGAGCCUAUUUUUCUGUAUUCCUGUAAUGGGGCUAAUGAUAUAUAUGAUGGUUAUGGAUCACCACCUUUCAAAUUUUCACCAUAAUCAGAACAUGAGUCAAGAGGAAAUGGUCAACGCUCAUUCUUCUAUGUUCCUAGAGCUUCAGAUCCUUCCAGGAUUGUCCAUUAUGAAUUUACUCUCAUUUUUAUUAUGUGUUCCUGUACAGUUUUUUGGAGGCUGGUACUUCUACAUUCAGGCCUACAAAGCACUGAAGCAUAAAACUGCGAAUAUGGAUGUACUGAUUGUGCUUGCAACCACUAUCGCCUUUUCCUACUCGUUGGUUAUUCUUCUGGUAGCAGUUUAUGAGAGAGCCAAAGUGAACCCUAUUACUUUCUUUGAUACACCUCCUAUGUUAUUUGUGUUUAUUGCACUAGGCCGUUGGCUAGAACACAUUGCAAAGGGAAAAACAUCAGAGGCUCUGGCCAAAUUAAUUUCACUACAAGCAACCGAAGCAACUAUUGUAACACUUGACUCUGAUAAUACCCUUUUGAGUGAAGAACAAGUGGAUGUGGAACUUGUACAACGUGGAGAUAUUGUUAAAGUGGUUCCAGGAGGAAAAUUUCCAGUGGAUGGUCGUGUUAUUGAAGGGCAUUCUAUGGUUGAUGAGUCACUUAUCACAGGAGAGGCCAUGCCUGUGGCUAAGAAAGUUGGGAGCACAGUUAUUGCUGGUUCUAUUAACCAGAAUGGGUCACUACUUAUCUGUGCAACCCAUGUUGGAGCUGAUACAACCCUUUCUCAAAUUGUCAAACUUGUGGAGGAGGCACAAACAUCAAAGGCUCCAAUACAGCAGUUUGCAGAUAAACUCAGUGGCUACUUUGUUCCUUUUAUUGUUUUUGUUUCCAUUGCUACCCUCCUGGUUUGGAUUGUCAUUGGAUUUCUGAAUUUUGAGAUUGUAAAAACCUAUUUCAAUGACUACAACAGAAGUAUCUCCGAAACAGAAACAAUACUACGCUUUGCUUUCCAAGCCUCUAUCACAGUUCUGUGUAUUGCUUGUCCCUGUUCAUUGGGGCUGGCAACUCCAACUGCCGUGAUGGUGGGUACUGGAGUAGGAGCUCAAAAUGGCAUACUAAUCAAAGGAGGUGAACCAUUGGAGAUGGCUCAUAAGGUAAAGGUAGUUGUAUUUGACAAAACUGGAACCAUUACCCAUGGAACCCCAGUAGUGAAUCAAGUAAAGAUUCUAGUGGAAAGUAACAGAAUAUCACGCAAUAAGAUGUUGGCCAUUGUGGGAACUGCUGAAAGUAAUAGUGAACACCCUCUAGGAGCAGCUAUAACCAAAUACUGCAAGCAGGAGCUGGACACUGAAACCUUGGGUACCUGCAUAGAUUUCCAGGUUGUGCCAGGCUGUGGUAUUAGCUGUAAAGUCACCAAUAUUGAAGGCUUACUACAUAAGAAUAAUUGGAAGAUAGAGGAAAAUAAUAUUAAAAAUGCAUCCCUGGUUCAAAUUGAUGCAAGUAAUGAACAGUCAUCAACUUCGUCUUCCAUGAUUAUUGAUGCCCAGCUCUCAAAUACUCUUAAUACUCAAAACUACAAAGUCCUUAUUGGUAACCGGGAAUGGAUAAUUAGAAACGGUCUUGUCAUUAAUACUGAUGUAGAUGAUUCCAUGGUUGAACAUGAGAGAAAAGGUCGAACAGCAGUGUUGGUGGCUAUUGAUGAUGAACUCUGUGGCUUAAUAGCUAUUGCUGAUACAGUGAAGCCUGAAGCAGAAUUGGCUGUUCAUAUUCUGAAAUCAAUGGGCUUAGAAGUUGUUUUGAUGACUGGAGACAAUAGUAAAACAGCUAGAUCUAUUGCUUCUCAGGUUGGCAUUACUAAGGUGUUUGCUGAAGUUCUACCUUCUCACAAGGUUGCUAAGGUGAAGCAACUUCAAGAAGAAGGAAAACGAGUAGCAAUGGUGGGGGAUGGGAUCAAUGAUUCCCCAGCUCUGGCGAUGGCUAAUGUUGGAAUUGCCAUUGGCACAGGCACAGAUGUAGCCAUUGAAGCAGCUGAUGUGGUAUUGAUAAGAAAUGAUCUUCUAAAUGUAGUGGCAAGUAUCGAUUUAUCAAGGAAGACGGUCAAGAGGAUUCGGAUAAAUUUUGUCUUUGCUCUAAUUUAUAAUCUGGUUGGAAUUCCUAUCGCUGCUGGAGUUUUUAUGCCCAUUGGUUUGGUCUUGCAACCUUGGAUGGGAUCCGCUGCUAUGGCUGCUUCAUCUGUUUCAGUAGUGCUUUCUUCUCUCCUCCUUAAACUGUAUAGGAAGCCACCUUAUGAAAAUUAUGAGCUGCAUACACGGAACCAGAUGGGACAGAAAAGUCUUUCAGAAAUCAGUGUACAUGUUGGAAUAGAUGACAUCUCAAGAAAUUCUCCUAAACUGCAUUUGCUGGACCGGAUUGUUAAUUACAGCAGAGCAUCCAUAAAUUCACUACUGUCUGAUAAGCGGUCCUUAAACAGUGUCGGUACCAGUGAGCCUGACAAGCACUCUCUCUUGGUUGGAGACUUCAAGGAAGAUGAUGACACUGCAUUGUAACCAACUGGUGUUGAUACGCACUGACACAGAUUUUAUGAUAUCACAUUGUGGAUUUUCAAAAUAUUGUGGCAGGAUUUUGUUUUAUUUCAUGCUUAUGAAUUCAGAAUUGUAUUUGAGGUUCACUUGCUACUAGUAAACUAUAUUUUUGGGACAUCAGCUCUGAACUUAGUUGUGAAGUAUAGAGAAUAUUUCUCUUUUGUAGCUGUUCUCUAUGCCUGUUUUCCCCCUCCUCCCUCUUAUGGGGAGGGGUUCUGUGUGCAUCUGAAUAAAUAGAGGCAAG